Dentiscutata erythropus is the source of this 673-nucleotide messenger RNA. Lineage: Eukaryota; Fungi; Glomeromycota; Glomeromycetes; Diversisporales; Gigasporaceae. The record is from the annotation of a GenBank genome assembly.
GUUGGGAGUAAGUGGCAUGCAGGAAUCUUUAAGUUUUUCUGUCAUUCAAGUCUUUAAGUUGAGCUACAAAACCAGUGUUGGGACACAGGAAAUAACACAUAAGCCUGGGUUUUCGGUUCGCCUUAACAAUCCUAAAGUGACAAUCAGUGGCAAUUCUAUAGUUGAUUCAAUAGUUGGAGCUUUCAAUGCAAGGAUAGAUUUAGCAAAAAGAAGUCAAGAGCAUCAAAAAGAGAUCGAAACACUGGAUAAUCAUAAUAAUAGGAUCGAAACAACAGAUAACCAUGUAGAUGAGAUCGAAAUAGUAGAUGACUAUGAAGAUGUGUUAGAAAACAAUGAAAGCCUUGAAUUUGAUUUCGAUUCAGUUGUUAAGAGUUUGCAACAAGAACCAAUAAAUAAAUGGAAAGUGCAUGCAACAGCACCUAUAAUAGUUGCGAUUGAUAGACAAAUCAAAUAUCAAGUUUACUUCCUUUUCGUCUUCCGAAACUAUCCUUAUUCAAAUUUUACUGAAGAAGAGUGGCAGUCGAUAACUCAAACAAACAAAUAUACAAUCCAUAAGCCAGUGAUGUCAUCUUUGGUAUCAACUGCCUUACAUGAAGCCGUGAUCAAUCAUUUGUUAGGUCGGGACAGUUAUAUGCAUGCAAACAAAACUCCAUUGAGCAGAGUAGUCGCAUGA